Molecule: messenger RNA, 1638 nt
Organism: Rhizophagus irregularis DAOM 181602=DAOM 197198
Lineage: Eukaryota; Fungi; Glomeromycota; Glomeromycetes; Glomerales; Glomeraceae
Source: RefSeq, a predicted model, not a curated record
CAAGAAAAAGAAUUAGUGGGUCUAAUACUACAUCAUCAGUAAGAAGGUCAGCUCGCAUUAAACGCGACGAACCUAAAGAAGAACAACUUUCAAAUGAAGAAGCUGUUCAAGAAGUUUCUUCUGAAAAUGAAGAAGCUCAACCUAAACCUUCAUUACCUAAAAAACGCACCAAGGUUAUUUUUCCCGCUUCUAAAAGUACACGUGCAAAAAAAGCUCGGAAGCAACAACAAAUGGAAGAAACGAAAAUUGAUGAGAGCCCAGAUAAUGGCAGUCAAGAAUCGGAGACUAUCAAAGUAAAAAACAAUGCUAUUAAACAGUCUUACGAAGAUAAUACAGAAGACGCGUCAGCAACUGAAAGUACUAGUUUCGUAUCCCUUAAAAGUCAGAAUACUGAAAAAUCGAGUAUAACUACUCCCUCGAGCACUAUCCCAAAACAUGAUAGUUCGGAUAUGAAUACUGACGAAUCUGAUCCACUUGUUCAAGCAAAAUGGGAAAUAAUCAAAGCACAACUCUUUGAAGUUCCCAGAGAACCGCGUCCUGCUUAUCGUGAAUAUCAAAACAAGUUGUUUACUAAACAUCCUUGGAUGAAGAAAAAAGAUGUUGAUUAUCUCCAAAAAUUAUUUACAGAUCCCAAAUCCAUGCUCGCUAAGAAACAAUUGAAAACGCUUUUAAAUUUUCAUGUAUACAAUAAUUUUACAGAUGAUCAAAAAAGUCGUCUCUUGAAACUUUUACCGAAUUGUGACUUAGUUCCAAUUGCGAGCGAUAAUGGAGAUCCUAUUGACACUCCAAGAAUUGAACGAGAAUAUUUAGCCGCGGGAUUAGAUUCUUAUGAACCGGGUAUAUCUGAACCGGUUAGCGAACUCGAUCCAAAAAAAGUUUGUCCUCGGUUUGAUUUCUGGCUUUCAGAUUCUUUCAAAGAUGCUCGAUGGUGGUUCCAAACGAGCAUUAAAUAUGGGUAUAAUACUAAAAAUGGAGUCGAUACACAAUGGAAUAAUCUUGAAAAAUUUAAAACUGAAGUUCCCAAGAAUUGGAAGCGUGAUGAUUAUGAACAAGAGUGGGGAAUCGGACUUUCUGAAAAAAUGGGAAAAAAACAAAUUGCAGGUGAUUCGGCACAUAUCUCUCUUCCUGAAAUGACCAAGGCACAAAUCAUAAGACUGGAUGAUACAUUAAAGUAUAAACGGCAAUUUAAAAAUAUGGGGAUAACAGUCUUAAUGGAUUUGAAGGUUGUUGCUAUUAAUAAAUCAAAUGGCCAUUUGCAACUCAAGUUAUUUAAGGGUGAACAAAACAAAAUCAUAGAUGAUAUACAUAAUCCGACUCGCCUAGAAAAUGAAGUAUUAGAUUUUGAUGGUCGUGUUGCAAAAAGUUCUCGCCCUAAUGGUAAUGCCUUUAAAAAUUUUAGUAUUGUAAGGUCAGAAGAUUAUACCCCAAGUCUAUUCGAGGCAAGAAAAGAAUAUUGGGCGAAAACCCAAUGAUUUUGUUUUUCUUUUCUUAUUUUCGUAGUUUCUUGUACAUAAUUCUUCAUGCCUUUUCUUCUCUUCGAUUAAUAUGAACUAUAAAAGUUGAUAUCUAUAUUAUUGAUAUUCUGAAUACGUAAUAGUAAUUGAAUAGAGCCUUCCGAAAAAUUUUUUACGUAUAGCA